Messenger RNA from Prunus armeniaca (apricot), 849 nucleotides. The record is from the annotation of a GenBank genome assembly. NCBI's taxonomy places the organism in Eukaryota, Viridiplantae, Streptophyta, Magnoliopsida, Rosales, Rosaceae.
AUGGCUGGCAAGGUGCAAAACAUAGAAGUGUUGGGUUUGUGCAAGGUGCCCCCAGAUAAGGACCAUUUGUUAGUAUCAUUUUGUUCCGGAGAGGUUCGUGUUUUGGCAAAUGAAGUUGUAAAAGUUAUUCCUUUAGACAGGGGACAGCAUGUCCAGCUGAAACCAGAUGUCAAAGAGCCCAGACCGUCUUUUAGUUCAAUGUUAGCAACAUUUCUCCGACAUUUGCAGGAGAUACCAUGGAGCCCUCCUGCAAGUCCUGAUGAUGGUUUAGCUGAAUGCUCUGGAUCAAAUGUGACAGAACCGUCUCCUGUAUCCCACUCAGAAGUUUUUCACGCUAACCCCACCCUUCUGCAUAGACUUGUGUCCGAAGGGGAUGUACACGGUGUUAGAGAUCUGCUUGAAAAGGCUGCAGCAGAAAGUGAUAACAGCGCAGUAUUGUCUUUAUUAGAAGCUCAAAAUGCUGACGGCCAAACUGCUCUCCAUUUGGCCUGUAGACGUGGUAGUGCAGAACUUGUUGAUGCCAUUUUGGAGCAUCGAGAGGCGAAUGUGGAUGUCUUGGACAAAGAUGGGGAUCCUCCUCUUGUUUUUGCUUUAGUUGCUGGAUCCCCAGAAUGCGUUCGUGCUCUCAUUAACAGAGGCGCUAAUGUGAGAUCUAGGUUGCGGGAAGGCUUUGGCCCGUCUGUUGCUCAUGUCUGUGCCUAUCAUGGCCAGCCUGAUUGUAUGCGUGAGUUACUAAUGGCUGGGGCAGAUCCUAAUGCAGUGGAUGAGGAAGGUGAAUCUGUACUACAUAGAGCUGUUGCCAAGAAAUACAGAUUGUGCACUUGUCGUUUUGGAAAAUGGGGGCUCUAG